GCAAAAGAGUAAUCAUAGACCAACCUAAAAUCUUUCUUAAACCCUAAAGGGAGCUUGAGUGUCCCACUAUUUCAUCGUUGAGAGCUCAAAGCUGAGAAGAAGCUUCUACACUCUACUACAUACAUUCCGCUCUUUUCUCUUCUCUGAUUUCAUAUGGCGAGGCGCCUGAUCCCAUUGUUCGAUCGUAUUUUGAUUGAGAAAAUCGUUCCUCCUGCAAAGACUAACUCCGGCAUUCUUCUUCCUGAGAAAACUUCCAAGCUGAACUCUGGAAAAGUUGUUGCUGUCGGUCAAGGAGGUCGUGAUAGAGAUGGGAAACUAAUUCCUGUACAUGUAAAGGAAGGAGACACAGUUCUUUUGCCCGAGUAUGGAGGAACUGAAGUUAAACUUGCCGAUAAAGAGUAUCAUCUGUAUAGGGAGGGCGACAUCCUGGGAACUCUUCAUGAUUAGUUCAUUUGGUUGCUCUUUCAUUGUGAGGAGAGUAGUUCUUCCCUGAUAUAGAUAAUUGUUCAAGUCAAAUUAGACUCUUUUGGUUCCACAUUUGGAUACUGAUGUGGGCUGUAUCGUUUGUUUUUUGAGUUAUAUGCUAAAACUAGAACACAAAAUUCAGCAAUCGAAUUGUAAUCCUUAAUAACAUUGAUUUCGUUUCUAGCUGAGUCUACAAAUCGCUUAUCUAGAUAAUGACAUUCUAAUAACCCAAGUCAAAUAUGGCUACAAAAAUUUUACUCGUCACUCGAGAAAAUGGAGUUAUUAUCU
Molecule: messenger RNA, 753 nt
Organism: Cannabis sativa
Lineage: Eukaryota; Viridiplantae; Streptophyta; Magnoliopsida; Rosales; Cannabaceae
Product: 10 kDa chaperonin, mitochondrial
Exons: 3
Coding region: 154-447 (97 amino acids)
Cellular component (GO): mitochondrial matrix
Molecular function (GO): metal ion binding; protein folding chaperone; protein-folding chaperone binding
Source: RefSeq, a predicted model, not a curated record